Molecule: messenger RNA, 2512 nt
Organism: Bemisia tabaci
Lineage: Eukaryota; Metazoa; Arthropoda; Insecta; Hemiptera; Aleyrodidae
Gene: ais
Product: DExD-box helicase 52
Biological process (GO): maturation of SSU-rRNA
Cellular component (GO): cytosol
Molecular function (GO): ATP binding; nucleic acid binding; RNA helicase activity
Source: RefSeq, a predicted model, not a curated record
UCUUGUUACAACCUAACCUCAAACUAAAACGUGUUUUCCGUUUUUGCGCUGUCCCGCUGUCAUAUGCAUGCGCUGUCAUGACUUGAAUGAAUCUUCUCUCAAUGGAUUGUGAAGAAAUUUUUCAAAAGCUUGCAUGUGGAGCCAAGUUUCGUCGGUUAGGACCCAAGAACCCGAAGAAAGAUUGUCAGUCACCCGAUUAUGGAGCACCUGCUGGCAAAAUAAGGAAGGUACGGCAAGUCAAAGACGAAAACUGCAGGGGCAAUGAUGAAACUAGACCACUUUCAGAUGACUCAGAUGUUGAAAAAGAUCAUGCUGAGGAAAAAUCCAUCACCUACAAAGAUACUUUAGCAGAUAAAAGCAACAAGAAAGACAUGGUAGACCACUUACGGAAAUCAAUGAAAAUUUCUACAGCAGGACAAUCCGUUCCAAAACCGUUUGAAUCAUUUGAAGAAUUAAUAUCAGAUUACAAUAUUUCCAGAAAACUAGUGCAAAAUAUCUUAAAUUUUGGUUUUACUAAGCCAACUCCUGUACAAAUGCAAGCCAUUCCAUGUAUGCUGCAGGGUCGUCAGGUUCUCGCAUGUGCUCCUACAGGAUCGGGUAAAACUGCUGCUUUUCUUAUUCCUGUCAUUCAUGCUCUUGGAGGUCCAAAAAAACAAGGAUUUAGAGCUGUCAUUGUUUCACCAACAAGGGAAUUAGCCAAGCAAACAUUUAGGGAGUGUAUACGUCUUUGUGAAGGGAGUAACUUAAGAACUCACAUCAUCAGUAAAGUGGGUAAUGCCUCAGAGAAAUAUGGACCUAAUUCGUCCCAGAAAUUUGAUAUUUUGAUCACCACACCGAAUCGAUUAGUGUAUAUGCUAGAACAAGAUCCUCCUGCUGUCUCCUUAAAGAGUGUAGAAUGGCUUAUUGUUGAUGAAGCAGACAAAUUGUUCGAAGUUGGACCCAGAGGCUUUCGUGAUCAGUUGGCUGCCAUUUAUGUAGCUUGUGACUCAGACUCAGUGAAACGUGCAAUGUUUAGUGCAACAUAUUCAACUCAUGUUGCAAAAUGGUGCCGGAGAAAUCUCAAGAAAGUCAUUUCCGUGACCGUCGGGCACAGAAACACAGCCGCUGAAGAUGUGCAACAAGAUCUAUUGUUUGUUGGUAAUGAAGAAGGUAAACUCAUAGCAAUUCGUAACUUAGUUAAGCAGGGAUUAGCUUCACCUGUUUUGGUUUUUGUCCAAUCCAAAGAAAGGGCUCAAGAGUUGUUUGAAGAGCUCCUAUAUGAUGGACUAAAUAUAGACGUUAUUCAUGCAGAUAGAACACAGCUACAGAGAGAUAACACAGUUCGUGCCUUUAGGGAAGGAAAAAUUUGGAUCCUUAUCUGUACAGAAUUGAUGGGGCGUGGUAUAGACUUUAAAGGUGUUAAUACUGUCAUCAAUUAUGACUUUCCUCUUUCUGCUGUAUCAUACAUCCAUCGAAUAGGUCGUACUGGAAGAGCUGGUAGAACAGGAAGAGCUGUAACUUUUUUCACAACUGAAGAUACUCCCCAUUUAAGAAGCAUUGCAACAGUCAUGAAAGACUCAGGAUGUGAUGUUCCCGAGUAUAUGCUAAAAUUGAAACGACCCAAAAAGACAGACCGGCAAAAGUUAGAAUACAUAGCACCUGAGAGAAAGAAAAUAUCAACUGUUCCUAGUUAUGAAAAGUUCAAGCUGCACAAAGAAAAGGUGAAGAAAAUCAACAGAAGAUUGAGGAAGAAGGGGAAACGAGGAAUCAGCAUGAUGCCGGAGAAGAAGGUCAUCCAUCAAAGUGGUUUGGCUAAAAAGUACUACUCCAAGCAUUAUAAUAUCAACACUAAAAAACACAAAAAAUCUUGUAAGACUGAAGAAGAAUCAAUGCUUGCUGUUGAAGAUUAGAAAAUGUAUUGAAAAUUUUUAAUUUCACCUGAACCUCUGAAUUUAUAUUAGAAAGUCUCAGCAGGGUCCUACAUUGAUUUAUCUUUUGAUUUGACUCUUUAAGAAAAUACAAAUGUAAGGCCUGCGAAGUGUUCCUUAUGCGAUGUUAUUCAUUACAGAGACAGGUAUUAAGUAAUACAUCGAAUUGAAGCAUAUGGACUGUACAGACAUCAGAGAUAAAUGAAGAUUUUACUCUGACCUCUGGUGCCGGGUCAAACAUUCACAGCUUCGUUACUUAACUCCUUAAUCUACCUCUUCGUCGCCUGUACAGCGAUGCUGCCGUCUCACCAAAGAGAGCAGUAAUUCUCUUUUCGAAAUCAAGUUUCUUUCAAAAUUCGUUUAAUGUAAUCUGUAUGAACUUACUGAUUCAGCUAAAUAAAGAAUUCCUCUCAUAUUCAUAAAAACUAGACCUAUGAGAAAACUAUAAGUGCAAAAGAAUUGAUGUUGUUUCAGACAGAACAGCAGUAAGGAGCAUCAUUCCGCCAGAGAGCUGUGGAAUCUGCUUGCUUUUUUUCCAAAAUGCAACCUUGAAAGCGUGCAGAAGAUACCACUUACGACUGUUUUGCCUGACAUGAUAAUGAAAA